Annulohypoxylon truncatum is the source of this 2199-nucleotide messenger RNA. RefSeq lists its product as uncharacterized. The transcript is spliced from 2 exons. Lineage: Eukaryota; Fungi; Ascomycota; Sordariomycetes; Xylariales; Hypoxylaceae. The record is from RefSeq and is a predicted model, not a curated record. The coding region runs from base 1 to 2199 and encodes 732 amino acids. Gene Ontology annotation, molecular function: protein binding.
AUGGCCCCAAACACCGUCCCUCGUGUCCGUCGGACUGCGCAGAAUAUCCAGUACACGUACAAUCUCACUCGUCAUAUCCAUGCCGUCCAGACCUAUCCCGUCCUUUCGCCACAGGGCGCCACUAUCCUCAUCUACGGUCACGAAAAUGGCAUAACGAUAGUCUGGCGUGGAGGUCGCAAGUUCAAGGCCGAUGUCGUCAAGGAAGCCGGGCGGGGACUUACUGGAAAACAAAAUGGAAAGCCUCCUGCAGAUGCCGUGAUGAUCAUCGAUUCCGACGAAGAGGAUGCUGCGCCAGCUGGAAAAGGAGCAUCGUUUGUCGACCAGCCACAAUUUGAGGAAGAUAUCGAUGAGGAUGCACCAUACCCAGAAAUUGUUCAGACACUUGAUCUUGAGUUCGGCAUCGCUGUGCUUAAUCUUGCGGUAUUGCCUCUUACGCCUUGCACAGCCGAAGAUGCAGCAUGGGGAGGUACGGAGAUCCUAAAAGACCGGAUGGUAUUCGCUGCUUCUUGCGUAACCCGUGAGGUAUUUCUCAUUACUCUACCACUCGUCCCGCCCUCUCCCCUAAGUAAGGCAAGGGCAGAGCUACAGGAGAGUCUGCUGGCUGGAAAAGCUGGCAAUGGUAAAUGGGGUGAGACGAUGACCCUACUUGCCGGCCAAAUAAAAGGCAGUGAUAGCCUCGCGAUGACACUCAUCAGAUCAAAGGCUGCUUUGGAGCGAAAUAAGCCAGCCGAGCGAUCCCGUUCGGAAUCUAGAGCACUACCAAGAGUUGUAGUCGCGGCACACUCCCCCGAGGCCUCGGGUGCACUGCGACUAUGGGACGUUCCCCUAGAAGAGUCAUCUAAGACGGGCCAACGUAUUGAGCCUUUCCAGACCGAAUAUUUACCUAAACCUCUUACCUCGAUCUCCUUCAAUCCUACCCACUCAACCCAGGUGCUAUGUAACGCUUCGCCCGAAGCUGUCAGGAUAUACGACUACGCGCUUGCCUCGAUGCCACCCGACGAUUUAUCCGAAGGCCCGUUCCCUUCCCAGGGCUCUUGGCUCAUAUCAUUCUACCCACCGUUUUCUCGGCCUUCUUCGUCACGUAAACCAAUACUUGCGGCAUCAUGGAUCGCCCAUGGCCGAGCUAUUCUCGCACUACUUGCGGAUGGUCAGUGGGGCAUUUGGGAUAUCGAUGGUGUAUCUCCCCAAGGGCCGGCGUUAUUUGGUAGACCUGCAUCUGGCAUCCGUGGCGACGCAAUCACAGAGUUCAAUGUGACUGGGUAUGUUGAAGGCACAAGCCCUUUACGAAAUCCUGCUUCUCAACGCAACUCUGGAGGCGGUUCCGAUUUCGUGCCUAUGACCCCUCAUUCUAGGCGCGAUGCUCUUACGACCACCCACGGCCCUGAACGCCUGUCUUCUGUCAAGGGAGGCAUUGUGGUGACUCCACUGCCGGCUAGUACGACGACAACGGCUGAUGAGAGUGUUGCCUUAUGGAUUGGUGGCCCUGAGCAUAUCUUCAUCAUACCCGGUGUUCUGAAAUUCUGGGAUGCACAGAUUCGCAAAGGUGUCGGCGGUGGCGUUAACCUCUUCAGCGGCGCGCAACCUACUCGAAUGGUUCGGUUGAAUGAUCUGAGCGUUGGACUGAUGGGCGAACGUUGCACGGGUGUUGGCGCUAUCGUCCGUUACGUGGAGAAUGGUGGCGCAGGUUCAUCCGGUAACGAGGGCUUGCCCGUCGAAUUGUUGGUGUGCGGCGAGGCUCGCCUGGUGAUUGUUCGAGAGAGCGAAACGGUCGUCGGAACUCGAAUUGGUGGUGUGAUGGGUCGCCGAAAGAGGUUGAGCGAACGCGCAAAAGAAAACAGUGCCAUCGUUGUCUAUCCUCGACCAGCACAGCCUGGAAGUGUUGCUUACAAUUUAUCCGUCGGCCCUAGAAGAAAGCUCUCGAGAUCCGCGGUGGAUGGUGUGUUUGACGAGUCGUCAUCGAACGGCAAUUCCACGCAAGCGCCGACGGAACAAAGACCCAUGCAAUUACCGACGAGACCAAGAUCCGGCUUUUCUUUCGCGGAGAGUUUGAGCGCUGCAGCAGAUGUCGAGCAGCAGGACGAGGAAGACGAGAGAGACGUUGAGGUCGAGAUGCUGGACAUAAUGGAGAUAGAUCGCGAGCUGGACGCCCUCGACAGCGGCAGAGGAAGAGGCCGUAAGAAGGUGAUCUUCGACUCCUAG